This is a messenger RNA of Zasmidium cellare ATCC 36951, 993 nucleotides long. RefSeq lists its product as uncharacterized. The record is from RefSeq and is a predicted model, not a curated record. The transcript is spliced from 2 exons. NCBI's taxonomy places the organism in Eukaryota, Fungi, Ascomycota, Dothideomycetes, Mycosphaerellales, Mycosphaerellaceae. The coding region runs from base 1 to 993 and encodes 330 amino acids.
AUGUUGGAAGCCAUCCGAACGAACCUCCCGCUCGAGAGUCUGUCCAACAUAUCAUCCAUCCUCGGUCCCAUCGGACUUCUCGCCCUCGCAGACCUCAGCACCGUCCCUUUACGAACAACCCUGACUGGAACUUCCUCAUGGCUGGACAUCUUCAUUCUGGCUCCCGGCCUGCACAGGCAAGCCACUGCUCCGGAUCUGACCAAGGGCGAGUACCCAGCCUGUGCGGCUAUGACGACCGGGUAUGUCUUUCGUGUUGAGAAUCCGGCGACGGUACACUACCUUCAGCGAGUUGGGAAGACGGGACAUGUUACGACUUUAUUCGUGACUUCUUCACAGGAAACAGGAGCCAGGGUUUCGGGUUCUGGAUUGGCGUAUGUGUCGGCUCUCUUGCUCUCUGUUAGCAUACCUGGAAUUGUGGUGCUCGUUGGAGACAUCGUAACUACCGCUGUUAUCGGUCUGUUGAUUUUGUCCCGCCUCAUCAACGUCUCCAUCAUCCGUCGCCGCGCACAGCUAGGUUGGUUCGGCGCCCUGGAGCCAGGCGUCCAAAGUGAUCUCCUCGUUCUCCUCAGUCAGGAUCGAUGGUUCAGAAUCCAAGGCGCAACAGACGACGUCAAAGCUAUAACGUCCGGGGCCUGGCUGCGAGACGCCACAUUCCUUCAGUCUUCACUGGUGAGCUUCGCAACGCUUCUGGUCUACAUCAGCGCUGCCAUGUCCCUCAACGCAACACCAGCAGGCAAACUCGCCCUCUUACUUCUCUUCACCGGGAACGCUGCUCUACUCGGUCUCACGAACGAAUCCACCAAAACACUCACCAUGUUCAAUCGCACCAUCAGCAUCAAGCACGCACCGAGACCCUACGACCGCCGUCUCGACCUGACCAAAGAACUCGUGCAAGAAUUUAAACGCACAGACUGCUUCGUCGCCAUGGGCAUGAUCCAACCCGAAAAGGAGAAAGAGCUUCAGAAAUCAUAUAAAGGUGCCGUGAUGAUGUAA